Gymnodraco acuticeps is the source of this 2615-nucleotide messenger RNA. RefSeq names its product T-box transcription factor 4 (gene tbx4). Gene Ontology annotation, cellular component: nucleus. Lineage: Eukaryota; Metazoa; Chordata; Actinopteri; Perciformes; Bathydraconidae. The record is from RefSeq and is a predicted model, not a curated record. Gene Ontology annotation, biological process: cell fate specification; positive regulation of DNA-templated transcription; angiogenesis. The coding region runs from base 49 to 1686 and encodes 545 amino acids. Gene Ontology annotation, molecular function: DNA-binding transcription factor activity, RNA polymerase II-specific; RNA polymerase II cis-regulatory region sequence-specific DNA binding. The transcript is spliced from 9 exons.
UGACCCUCUGCCCGGCCCUGACUCACCUUCUGCCCGCUGUCCUCCGAGAUGCUGCAGGAAAAGCUUUCUGCUGUGACGGAUGAAUGUAUGAGGGUGCAGACCGGUGGGGACAGGGACCCCCUUACAGACCAGUCCCGACUGGCCCUGUCCACAGCUCCCAGCAUUCCCAGCUCCAGUGAGCCUGACCAGAACAUUGAGAACAUUAAGGUUGUUCUGCACGAGAGGGAGCUGUGGAAGAAGUUCCACGAGGCCGGCACGGAAAUGAUCAUUACUAAAGCAGGCAGGAGGAUGUUUCCCAGCUACAAGGUUAAAGUGUCUGGGAUGAACCCCAAAACGAAAUACAUCCUACUUAUUGACAUUGUUCCAGCUGAUGACCAUCGCUACAAGUUCUGUGAUAACAAGUGGAUGGUGGCUGGCAAGGCCGAACCAGCAAUGCCAGGCAGACUCUAUGUGCACCCUGAUUCCCCCGCCACAGGAGCUCACUGGAUGAGGCAAUUGGUGUCAUUUCAGAAGCUCAAGUUAACCAAUAAUCACCUAGAUCCUUUUGGGCAUAUCAUCCUGAACUCUAUGCACAAGUAUCAGCCCAGACUACAUAUAGUUAAAGCCGAUGAAAACAACGCCUUUGGAUCCAAGAAUACUGCCUACUGUACUCAUGUCUUUCAUGAGACAGCCUUCAUCUCUGUAACCUCUUAUCAAAACCAUAAGAUCACUCAGCUUAAGAUAGAAAACAAUCCGUUUGCCAAAGGAUUCCGGGGUUGUGAAGAAGGAGAUCUGCGCGUCUCAAGACUACAAGGGAAAGAAUAUCCAGUGAUUUCAAAGAACAUAGUCCGACAGAGGCUCAUCUCCUCGCAUAGUCACCUAGCAGGAAAGCUUGGAGCAGGAGUUCUCACAGGGCACCCCCAAGUACUGUCUCCUUAUCAGUAUGAGACUGGGGUUCCUUUGUCUAACUCAGACCCCCAAGAUCCUAUCUCGAACCACUUUCCUCAGAGUAGAGAUCCAAGCCUUCUGUAUCACUGCUUCAAACACAGAGAUAACGCCCGACACCUAGAGCUUGGAUGUAAGCGGCCAUAUCUGGAGACAUCAUCUGCAGUUUCAGAGGAGCAUUACUUUCGUUCAGCAACCUCUUAUGAGUCGCCGUUACUGUCCCAUCCUUACUGCACUGAGGCAAUAACCUCUAGAGAAGCUUGUAUGUACGGCAGUAUGGAAACAGAGUCUGGAUCUGGGGCAGGGGAUACAGAUGACCUGACUAACCCCUCUUCAAUAAAUUGCAACAUGUGGGCGACAAUGCAGCCCUACCCUCGCUAUGGUGUGGAGGGUGUGCCAUACCAACCCUUCACAGCUCACUUCACCAAUACUGCCACAGUCACGCAGAUUGUACCACAACCAACAUCAUCAAUGGCAUCUCGACCACCUUCUGACUUGGGGGUCUACAACUCGGCUACGGUCCAGCGAGGUUUGCCCGUUAUACCUCCUUCAUCCUCCUCUUCAUCCUGCUCUCCAGCUGUUCUGGGAUCCAGAGAUAGGUCAGGGCAUCCACCUUUGUACCACAAGAAGCCAGGGUCACCGCUCCGGCCUCACAGAGAUUUCUCAGCCUAUCCCACACAGGGUACAAUAUCAAUCCGGGAACCAUCCUAUCAGUACCAAGUGGGGCUAAGUAGCGCAGGAACUCACUGGACUGACAGCUAACAUGGACAACUGUAGAAACCAUUUUUUAUACAUAAACAUCUGAAAUAAUCUAGGUUCAAAAUCCCACUUUAGGCUGCUGAUGCCAAUCAACAAUAAUGAACUACAGCCAUAAUCAUUGCACUCCAAAACCAUUCACAUCCAUUUGUUCUCACUGAAGCAAAUUGACAUACAACAUUGUAUGUGGUGUGGUGAACACUGGCUGACCUUGUUACUUAUGCAGAUGUCUAGCAUAUGAACAUCACAAAGUCUAUCAGAGGCAAAAGUAAGCUCAAGGGAACAAGACGUGUUGAUGCGAUCGCAGAGUCUGACAACAUCCAAAAAGUGUUUGCUACCUAGCCUAAAGUAAAAGAGGAUAGGUUUCCAGAAAAUAAAAAAGAUGAGGUACAAUUGCUGUGCUUGCCCUUGAAGAGAAAGAGAGGUUUGUAAAAUAUGUGUACAUGAUGGUCUUUGAGUGAAAACUGAGCAUUGAGGGUUCCAUUACUUAUUAUAGAGCGCCACCUUGAUAGAGCAAGAUUGUAGUUAUUCUAAAUGUUUCUUAUUGUGAACAAGUCCAAUAAGAAGACAUAAACCAACUACUUUGUUAGCCUACCCUGCCUGUAUUACAAAUAUGCAAGCCGAUUGCGGUGAAAAUGUAUAUCUUUAAAAAAGUGGUCACAAAUAUACAGUAAGUACAGUCACAGCAUUUUACCAAAACAGCUGGCAAUUGUAGUUUUGUACAAAAUCGAAUUUGUUGAAAAAUAUUUUCAUCUGUAAUUUUAGUUGUUUCAGACCGUCAACUCAAGUCCACAUACUUGUCUCCAUGCAAAAUAAAUCUAACAAGCCCUCUAAGUCAUUGUGGUGUACUUAACAGAGAUUGGCUCAAAAUAAUUUACUGUGGCUUUGAUUGUAGUACUAAGGAACACGUAAACGUAUGCAACAGUGCAACGUUA